Molecule: messenger RNA, 6273 nt
Organism: Panonychus citri (citrus red mite)
Lineage: Eukaryota; Metazoa; Arthropoda; Arachnida; Trombidiformes; Tetranychidae
Gene: RpII215
Product: DNA-directed RNA polymerase II subunit RPB1-like
Exons: 2
Coding region: 158-5842 (1894 amino acids)
Biological process (GO): transcription by RNA polymerase II
Cellular component (GO): RNA polymerase II, core complex
Molecular function (GO): DNA binding
Source: RefSeq, a predicted model, not a curated record
ACAGUUUCGCUUUAUGUUUAAUGCUGUGUGGAUGAAUUAAUUCUUGGCUUUUUUUUUUCCUCUAUUUUGAUUAACAAUUUAACCGGCGUUCAAAUUUUAGGAAUUAAUUUAAUUUAGUUAUAUUUUUGUUGGUGUGUCAACACUUGUUACCAACACCAUGAGUUUCAUUACGGACUCAAAGGCUCCUUUGAAGGAGGUUAAACGUAUACAAUUUGGUAUACUUAGUCCGGAGGAAAUCAAAAGGAUGUCGGUUACAGAAGGUGGUAUUAAAUAUCCUGAAAUUUAUGAAAAUGGAAGACCAAAGCUUGGUGGUUUAAUGGAUCCAAGACAAGGUGUUAUUGAUAGACAAUCAAGGUGUCAAAGUUGUGCUGGCAAUAUGACUGAAUGUCCUGGUCAUUUUGGUCACAUUGAAUUGGCAAAACCAGUGUUCCAUUGUGGAUUUUUGAACAAAAUUCUCAAGGUUCUUAGAUGUGUUUGCUUUUACUGUUCAAAACUUUUAGUCUCUCCAAAUAAUCCAAAAAUCAAAGAGAUUUUAAAUGAAACCCGUGGUAAUCCAAGGAAACGUUUAGCUCAUGUUUAUGAUCUCUGUAAAAGUAAACAUAUUUGUGAGGGUGGUGAUGAUAUUGAUCUUAAAUCUAAAGAGAUGGAUUAUACUGAGGUUGCUGAAAAUGAGUCUAAAAAACUUGGACAUGGUGGUUGUGGUAGAUAUCAACCAACUUUACGUCGUGUUGGCCUUGAACUUUUUGCUGAAUGGAAACAUCUUAAUGAAGAUAGUCAAGAGAAAAAGAUUAACCUUACCGCUGAAAGGGUACACGAAAUUUUCAAACACAUAUCAGAUGAAGAGUGUAUCAUCAUUGGUAUGGAUCCAAAAUACGCUAGACCUGAUUGGAUGUGUAUCACCGUUCUUCCUGUGCCACCAUUAGCCGUUAGACCAGCAGUUGUUAUGUUUGGUUCUGCUCGUAAUCAAGACGAUCUUACUCACAAAUGUUCUGAUAUAGUUAAAGCUAAUAAUGAACUUCUUAGGAAUGAGCAAACUGGUGCUCCUGCAUCAAUCAUUACCGAUAUAACCAAUUUACUCCAAUAUCAUGUUGCAACCCUGAUAGACAAUGAACUUCCUGGUAUACCAAGGGCUAUGCAAAAAUCUGGUAGACCUUUAAAAUCAAUUAAACAACGAUUGAAAUCAAAGGAAGGUCGUAUUAGAGGUAAUUUAAUGGGUAAACGUGUUGACUUUUCUGCUCGUACCGUAAUCACACCAGAUCCAAAUUUACGUAUUGAUGAAGUUGGUGUUCCUCGUUCAAUUGCACAAAAUUUAACUUUCCCCGAAAUAGUAACACCUUUUAACAUAGACACAAUGUAUGAUUUGGUUCAGCGUGGUAAUAAUCAGUACCCAGGAGCAAAAUAUAUCAUUCGAGAUAAUGGUGAAAGAAUCGAUCUUAGAUUUCACCCUAAAUCAAGUGAUCUUCAUUUGCAAUAUGGUUACAAAGUUGAAAGACAUAUUCGAAAUGGUGAUAUAAUUGUUUUCAAUCGACAGCCAACUUUGCAUAAAAUGUCUAUGAUGGGCCAUAGGAUUCGUGUCCUUCCCUGGUCAACCUUCAGACUUAAUCUCUCUGUAACAACUCCCUACAAUGCUGAUUUUGAUGGUGAUGAAAUGAACAUGCAUGUACCCCAAAGUUUAGAAACCAAAGCCGAGAUUGAACAAUUAGCCAUGGUACCAAGAAUGAUUGUUACCCCUCAAUCAAAUAAACCAGUAAUGGGUAUUGUGCAAGACACUUUAACUGCUGUUAGAAAAAUGACCAAAAGAGAUGUUUUCUUGACCGAGGAACAGUUCAUGAAUCUAUUAUGUUUCUUGCCCACUUGGGACGGUAAAAUGCCGAUGCCAGCAAUCAUUAAACCUCAGCCUCUUUGGACUGGCAAGCAAAUUUUUAGUCUUAUUAUUCCUGGUAAUGUAAAUUUAAUUCGUCAUCAUGAUACACAUCCUGAUGAUGAAGAUGAUGGCCCAUAUCGUUGGAUAUCUCCAGGGGAUACCAAAGUUUUAAUUGAACAAGGAGCACUUCUUUCGGGUAUUGUUUGCGCCAAGACCGUUGGAAAAUCUUCCGGUUCAUUGAUGCACGUUGUCUUUAAUGAACAUGGUCACGAAAUCGCUGGUGCUUUCUAUGGUCAUAUUCAAACUGUGGUAAAUAAUUGGCUUUUACUGGAAGGACAUACAAUCGGUAUUGGUGACACUUUCGCUGAUCCAGCAACUUACUCUGAUAUCCAAGGUACCAUUCGAAAAGCUAAACAAGAUGUGAUAGAAGUAAUCGAAAAAGCUCACAACGAUGAAUUAGAACCAACUCCUGGUAAUACUUUGCGACAAACAUUUGAAAACCAAGUUAACCGUAUUCUUAAUGAUGCUCGUGACAAAACUGGAGCUUCUGCCCAAAGAUCACUUUCCGAGUAUAAUAAUUUCAAAGCUAUGGUCGUCGCGGGUUCCAAAGGAUCAAAGAUUAACAUUUCUCAGGUUAUCGCCUGUGUAGGUCAACAGAACGUUGAAGGUAAACGUAUACCAUUUGGUUUUAGGAAAAGAACAUUACCUCAUUUCAUCAAAGACGAUUACGGUCCAGAAAGUAGAGGUUUCGUUGAAAAUUCUUACCUCGCUGGUUUAACUCCAAGUGAAUUUUUCUUCCAUUCAAUGGGAGGUCGUGAAGGUCUUAUUGAUACCGCUGUAAAAACCGCUGAAACUGGUUACAUCCAAAGAAGAUUGAUAAAAGCUAUGGAGUCCAUCAUGGUUGCUUAUGAUGGAACCAUUCGUAAUUCAAAUGGUCAAGUUAUCCAAUUCCGUUAUGGUGAAGAUGGUUUAGAUGCUACUGCCGUUGAAUCUCAAUCAUUACCCACUCUUAAACCGAACAAUAAAGCAUUCGAACAGCGUUUCAAAUUUGAUGGUGCCAAUGAAAGAUAUUUAAGGAAACUAUUCACUGAAGAUGUGGUCUCGGAACUGCUUGGAAGUACCACUUCACUUUCAGAAUUGGAAAAAGAGUGGGAACGUCUUCGUCGAGAUCGUGAAACUUUACGUGAAAUUUUCCCAACAGGUGAUAGCAAAGUAGUUUUACCAUGUAAUUUACAGCGUAUGAUCUGGAAUGCACAAAAAAUAUUUCAUGUUAAUCUACGUGGUCAAACUGAUCUCAGUCCUUUACGAGUUGUCGAAGGAGUUGAAGAUCUUGUCAAAAAAUUAAUUAUUGUAACAGGAGAUGAUAGACUUUCCAUUCAAGCAAAUGACAAUGCUACUAUUUUAUUCAGAGCUUUAUUAAGAUCAACAUUAUGUACCAAAAAAGUUGCAGAAGAAUAUCGAUUAACAACCGAAGCGUUUGAUUGGUUAGUUGGUGAAAUUGAAACUCGUUUCCAACAAGCACAAGUACAACCUGGUGAAAUGGUCGGCGCCUUAGCAGCUCAAAGUUUAGGAGAACCAGCUACUCAAAUGACACUUAACACAUUCCACUACGCUGGUGUGUCCGCUAAAAAUGUCACCCUUGGUGUACCUCGACUUAAAGAAAUUAUCAACGUCUCAAAGAAACCAAAAACACCCUCGCUCACCGUUUUCUUGACUGGUGCGGCUGCAAGAGAUGCCGAGAAAGCUAAAGAUGUCCUUUGUCGCCUCGAACAUACAACAUUAAGAAAAGUGACCGCCAACACUGCCAUUUACUACGAUCCUGAUCCUCAAAAUUCAGUGAUUGUUGAAGAUCAAGAGUUCGUUAACGUUUAUUACGAAAUGCCUGAUUUUGAUACCUCAAGAAUUUCUCCUUGGCUACUUCGUAUUGAAUUAGAUCGUAAAAGAAUGACCGAUAAAAAGCUAACCAUGGAACAAAUUGCCGAGAAAAUCAAUGCAGGUUUUGGUGAUGAUCUUAAUUGUAUUUUCAAUGAUGACAACGCUGAAAAACUGGUUCUUCGUAUCAGAAUUAUGAACGCAGAUGAAAAGAUGGAAGAUGAAGAGCAAAUUGACAAAAUGGAAGAUGAUGUUUUCCUCAGAUGUAUUGAAGCUUCUAUGCUUUCCGAUAUUACACUUCAAGGAAUUGAAUCAAUCAUAAAGGUCUACAUGCAUCUACCAACAACCGACAACAAAAAGCGAAUCAUUCUAACCGAAACUGGAGAGUAUAAAGCGGUCGCUGAAUGGCUUCUCGAAACCGAUGGAACCUCUUUGAUGAGAGUUUUAUCCGAAAGAGACGUGGAUCCAGUUCGUACUUAUUCUAAUGACAUUUGUGAAAUUUUCCAAGUUCUUGGUAUUGAAGCUGUUCGAAAAGCUAUCGAAAAGGAAUUGAAUCAUGUAAUUUCUUUCGAUGGUUCUUAUGUAAAUUAUCGUCACCUUGCUUUACUUUGUGAUGUCAUGACUGCUAAAGGUCAUCUCAUGGCCAUCACUCGUCAUGGGAUCAAUAGGCAAGAUGUUGGUGCCUUAAUGAGAUGUUCUUUUGAAGAGACUGUCGAUGUUUUAAUUGAAGCAGCAGCACACGCUGAGGUUGAUUAUCUCAAGGGUGUUUCUGAGAACAUUAUGGUUGGACAAUUGGCAAAAAUGGGCACCGGUGCCUUCAGUAUGUUGCUUGACCCCGAGAAAUGUAAAUACGGUAUAGAGAUUCCUAUGCAUCCAGUUGGAUUGAUGGCUGGACCGGGUAUGUAUGCAACAGCUGACAGUCCAUCAGCUUCAAUGACUCCCUGGAUGCAAGGAGCUACUCCAGGUUACCAAACAUCUUAUGGUGGGGUUGGAGCAUCAAUGACUCCUGGUGGUGCAGCUUUCUCACCCUCGGCUGCGUCUGAAGUUAGUGGUAUGAGCCCAGGAUUCAGUCCUUCAUGGCCAUCGCCAAGUCGUGGUGGAUCACCAAGUUCUCCGUCGCCUUAUAUUCCAAGUCCCGCUGGUGCAAGUUCUCCCACAUACUCACCAUCUUCGCCAGCUUAUGCUCCAAUGUCUCCAGCAAGUCCUGGCUAUUCACCUACAAGCCCUUCAUAUUCACCAACGAGUCCAAAUUACUCGCCAACAUCACCCAAAUACUCUCCCACAAGUCCUAAUUAUAGUCCAACGUCUCCCAAUUAUUCACCCACUAGCCCAUCUUAUUCUCCCACGAGUCCAAAUUACUCGCCAACAAGUCCCUCCUAUUCACCUACAAGCCCUUCAUACUCUCCAACGAGUCCAUCUUACUCACCAACUUCUCCUUCCUAUUCCCCCACCAGUCCCAGUUACUCACCCACUAGCCCUUCGUACUCCCCUACAAGUCCAUCAUAUUCACCGACUUCUCCCUCAUAUUCACCAACUUCUCCUUCCUAUUCCCCAACAAGUCCCAGCUACUCACCCACCAGCCCUUCAUACUCUCCAACGAGUCCCUCCUAUUCACCUACGAGUCCAUCAUACUCACCAACCAGUCCGUCUUAUUCACCAACAAGCCCUUCAUAUGCUCCUACAAGCCCCUCUUACUCUCCCACUAGCCCUUCAUACUCUCCAACAAGUCCAUCAUACUCUCCAACGAGUCCAAGCUACUCACCAACGAGUCCAGCUUACUCUCCAACCAGCCCGAGCUACUCACCUGGAAGUCCAAGCUACAGCCCUGGAAGUCCCAAAUACACCCCCAGUAGCCCCAAAUACAGUCCAUCAAGUCCGAAAUAUAGCCCAACCAGUCCAAGCUAUUCACCGGUGGCCAGUCCUCGGUAUUCACCAACCAGCCCCAACUAUUCACCAAGUUAUUCACCAUCAUCUCUUAAAUAUAGUCCAACAUCUCCAACUUAUUCCCCCACAAGCCCAAAAAGCUCACAAUUUUCACCAACAAGUCCAUCAUAUUCACCAUCAUCACCUUCGUAUGAUCCAGGACAAGACGAAGAUGCCGAGUAAAUUUUGACUCAAGAAAACACUAAAAAAAUGAUUAAAACAUUAAAAUGAUAGGAUAAACAAUUGCAAAAAAAAACUUUCAAACAAAACAAAUUCUAAAAAAAAUCAAUCACAAACAAAAUGAUUAACAAUUAAACCCUUUUACCAAAUCCUGAUCAUCAACACAAACUUCGAGAUGAAGCAACAAUUGCCAAUCUUUGUUUGAUUUCUUCAAUAAUGAGACAAAAAUAAUUUACUACAAUUAAAUUUCAUUAAGAAAAGAAAACAGAAAAAAUGAAACAAAAAAACUUAACAAUCUUCAACUUUAAUUAUCUUCAUCAAUUUUCACCUUAAAUUCAAUCAACACAAUUAACUAAUUGUAUAUAUUAGUGUAAUUUCAUUGCUAACAAUUAAUUAUCAAUAAAUGUUUUACUGUUUUCAACAUUUAAUCACAA